Anisakis simplex (herring worm) is the source of this 309-nucleotide messenger RNA. The record is from the annotation of a GenBank genome assembly. NCBI's taxonomy places the organism in Eukaryota, Metazoa, Nematoda, Chromadorea, Rhabditida, Anisakidae.
AUGGCGAGUCGUUCCACUCUCAAAAUUGGACUUGCCAUGACUAUUGACCGAAGCUUAUUCGCCUUCGUCGACAGGCGUGGUAUAUCCAACUUCGAGACAGUCCGUAUAAGUGAUGGCAUCAAACCGAUGGGUGGUCGGAAAAAUCUGACAAUUUCGGUCGGACUUCCGACAAUCGCAUUCCUGCCGAGCAAUUUGGAAAGUCGGUCGGAAUUUCGACUGCCGGAAAUUCAAAAUGUCAAUUCGGUCGGAUUCCGACCGAACCAUUCCGACAGUCGGUCAAAAUCCGAUUGUCCGAAUAUCCAAAUGUGA